AUGGAAGGCAAGCGCGGUGGUAGUGUCUCUCAGGGCUCUGCUUCCCGAGGAGGCAAGACACCGGAGAGUCGGGGCAGUGACGAUGAUCGCGCCGAUGGAACGGACGAGGGACCAGAUGGGUACCGUUAUAAACCAGAUGGCUUGAUGAAGCAGUCUUUCAGCAUCACGACAUCCAAUGGUCAACAUUUGCAUCUCAUUAGCUAUUAUUCACGGUCCCACCCUUCUGCCGCCAACCUACAACAACCAACUUCGGAUCCUGCGCUGCGUCAUGUUCGACCCCAGAAGGGUCUCUAUCCCGAGUCGACAGUCAAUGAUCAGCAAAAUCUCCCCGUCGUUACCCGUGGACCUAUGCCAGGCGCUGCUUAUCCCAUAACUCCUCAUCCCCUCGGCGCAUAUCCGCGUGUCACUCAUACACAACCAUACCCGCCUGCCUAUGCUUGGCCACCCACCCCGCUAGCCACACCCCCUACGGUCUCGGUUCAAUACGGCCCCGGUCCCUCUUAUCUCCCCCCGGUAGGUGCCAAUGGACAUCCUCAUUAUGGCCCGCCUCACCAUCAGCCUCCUCAUCAACAUGGCGGUGGACUCCCACCACCUCAACACGGGAUGACAGGCCCAUAUGAUAGACCACCUCAUAUGGAAUCAUCACUACCUCCAACUGGACCGCCGCCGCAGCAAUCAAGCUACAUGAACCGAUCACCGCGCUCAAUACAUGACCAUGCUCACGCCCACGCCCACGCUCAAGCCCAAGCUCACGCUCACGCUCAAGCUCACGCUCAAGCUCACGCUCAAGCUCAUGCUCAAGCCCAAGCUCACGCCCACGCUCACGAGCAACGCACCUCGCCUGUCUAUGGACAUGCUCUAGUUGAUCAUCGCAUCACAUCACCGCGAGCACCAGUCCAGCCUUUGGCGCAGUCAAAUGGACACGCGCACAGCCCUCACCUGGUGAAGCAGGAGCACCCCGCCGCAUUGCCCUCUCUCAACCCUAUUGCCGUGUCACCGAAGUCUUCUGAUCCCGCCAGUGCUGGAAAUGCAGUUCCAGGCAUCAACUCAUUAAUGAACGGUGCAGCGCUGGCUCCUCUUUCCUCAACGACUGCCUCUCCCGGUGGCCCUCUACAGAGCUCGAACGGAAUCUCGACACAGAGCUCUUUCACUGAGGGGCCACGGGACAUUCCUAAUGAGAAGAUCGGAUUCGGAGGGGAGGACACGAGAGCGCUGCGCCAGCUGGAUCGCGCCUUUAUUGCAUGA
This is a messenger RNA of Penicillium digitatum Pd1, 1245 nucleotides long. Its product is annotated as camp independent regulatory protein. The record is from RefSeq and is a predicted model, not a curated record. Gene Ontology annotation, molecular function: DNA binding. NCBI's taxonomy places the organism in Eukaryota, Fungi, Ascomycota, Eurotiomycetes, Eurotiales, Aspergillaceae.